AUGGUUCAUCAAACUUCACAUGCGGGCAAUGAGGUGAAAAGGACAUGCGCAGAUGCCAUGGGCAAUGAGCUGCAUCGCCCGCAUCGCCCGCAUCGCGCCGAGGUACGCCCAGAGGGUGAUGAGACAAGGCGUAGUUUCUUGCCAUCUAGUCGACCUUCCAAUCUGGAGCAUGUCCCGUAG
Messenger RNA from Parastagonospora nodorum SN15, 180 nucleotides. RefSeq lists its product as hypothetical. The transcript has 2 exons. The coding region runs from base 1 to 180 and encodes 59 amino acids. The record is from RefSeq and is a predicted model, not a curated record. Lineage: Eukaryota; Fungi; Ascomycota; Dothideomycetes; Pleosporales; Phaeosphaeriaceae.